AUGAACUACCAGGAAUGCCUCCACAAGUUUGUUAAUGCUCAUUCGGAUAAUUUUCGGCAGAGUUUUUACGCCGUCGUGGAGAGUUCACAGAUAGAAUGUCUUGAAUGUCCCAUAGAAAAAACGAGCACAGAUAAUUUCCUCAUCAAAAUAUAUAUUAACAAUAUUAUACACAACAUCCGCACUUUCCUGCUGACUUGCUUGAGCGGAUCGGUGGGGAAUAUUCUCCACAACACGCACGUAGAUAAGCAGGAAGCGUGUUACUACCUUACGGCUGACGACGAGUGGGCGGCUAGCAACAAAGGAGAAGAAAGGGGCCCAACCGGGGACGCAGGCCAACCUGGCCAAUGGGAGGAAGGUAACCCAAAUGGCGAAAACUCCAUCAGGCAGUGCUUCAACAAACAGGAGGAUUUUUUACGCAUGUGCAAGAAAGUUCAUAGCCUUCGGAAGAGUUUGGAAAAUGCCCACGUAAGAACAGGAGACACUUUCGGCUUUAGGGACGACAUUUUGCGGUACUACAUAUGA
This is a messenger RNA of Plasmodium fragile, 522 nucleotides long. RefSeq lists its product as uncharacterized. The record is from RefSeq and is a predicted model, not a curated record. NCBI's taxonomy places the organism in Eukaryota, Apicomplexa, Aconoidasida, Haemosporida, Plasmodiidae. Bases 1 to 522 code for a protein of 173 amino acids. The transcript has 3 exons.